Dibothriocephalus latus is the source of this 743-nucleotide messenger RNA. The record is from the annotation of a GenBank genome assembly. Lineage: Eukaryota; Metazoa; Platyhelminthes; Cestoda; Diphyllobothriidea; Diphyllobothriidae.
ACCGAGCCAUCAUGGAGCGGAACUUCAGCUUCCUGUGCAAGGGCACUACGGGCACAAACAUGCCCAACCUGAUGAACGUAAUGAUGGAGCUGAGGAAGUGCUGUAAUCACCCAUUCCUCAUCAAGGGCGCUGAGGAAGCCAUUCAUAACGAAGAGAGAGCUGCCGCUGAAGCAGAUCCAAACUCUACCUACAAUGAAGAGCAAGCAAUGUUCAAUGCCCUCCUGAACGCCUCGGGAAAAUUGGUCCUUAUUCACAAAUUGUUGCCCAAGCUUAAGGCUGGCGGUCACAAGGUGCUAAUUUUCUCCCAGAUGAUUCGCGUUCUGGAUAUUCUCGAGGACUAUAUGGUCCACCAAGGGUUCAGCUUUGAACGCAUCGACGGGCGCAUCCACGGUCUUCUACGUCAGGAGGCGAUUGACAGGUUCUGCAGCGAUCCCGACAAAUUCGUUUUUCUGCUGUGCACCAAGGCUGGCGGCCUCGGCAUCAAUCUUACGGCUGCCGAUGUAGUUAUAAUCUACGAUUCUGACUGGAACCCCCAGAAUGAUCUACAAGCCCAGGCUCGGUGUCAUCGUAUUGGUCAACAGAAAAUGGUCAAAGUCUACCGACUUAUCACGCGCAACACAUACGAGCGCGAGAUGUUUGAUCGGGCAUCGCUCAAGUUGGGCCUUGACAGGGCUGUUCUUCAGUCCAUGGGAAGCAAAGAAGCCCGCCAGGUAGGCUAUCUAGCUGUCGCCGUUUCUUUUUGA